This is a messenger RNA of Caenorhabditis remanei, 408 nucleotides long. RefSeq lists its product as uncharacterized. Lineage: Eukaryota; Metazoa; Nematoda; Chromadorea; Rhabditida; Rhabditidae. The transcript has a single exon. The coding region runs from base 1 to 408 and encodes 135 amino acids. The record is from RefSeq and is a predicted model, not a curated record.
AUGCAGAGAGCUGGUGGUACACAGCAAGAACAGUCGACACGAGUUGGGCUACCAACACAACAGGCGGCGAUAAUCGGGAAGUUACGGCCAGGAGGAGUUAUGGCUGUCGGGUCACCGGGUCACGAGGAUCUUCUCCGCUCUCCACAACGUGGGAUUCAAGUACGGCAACCGGUUUGUUGUGAGCCAAGAAAGUUCCAAGUUAGAGUCACAGACACUUAUUCGGCGCCAAUUCCAAAAGUGAGCAAUGCGAAACGCCAGCACAACUCACUGAAGAUCCAGAGGAGAUAUUGCAUGUGCAAAAAAUUGAAUAGCUUACGGAGUCAGGUGCUUACGAUAUGGAGGCUCCAGAUGCCAAAUGAGAUGAAGCAGGAGAUGAAAUUGCCGUCACGCUUAACAUCAGCCACGUAG